Molecule: messenger RNA, 5599 nt
Organism: Oryctolagus cuniculus (rabbit)
Lineage: Eukaryota; Metazoa; Chordata; Mammalia; Lagomorpha; Leporidae
Gene: MOGAT1
Product: monoacylglycerol O-acyltransferase 1
Biological process (GO): diacylglycerol biosynthetic process; triglyceride biosynthetic process
Cellular component (GO): endoplasmic reticulum membrane
Molecular function (GO): diacylglycerol O-acyltransferase activity
Source: RefSeq, a predicted model, not a curated record
CCCGCCUGUUCCCAGGCCACCGCCUCCUCCACCGACCUCCGAUCCGGCCGCCGGUCUCCGAUCCGGCCGCACACUUCCCGCAGGCGCCGCAGAGCAGCGAGGGUACAGGCUGCUGCGGUUGGCGCCAUCCUAGCCGGGCCAGACCAUGAAGGUGGAGUUUGCGCCACUCAACAUUCCCCUGGCGAGGCGGCUGCAGACGGCGGCGGUGCUGCAGUGGGUCCUGUCCUUCCUGCUGCUGGCACAGGUGUGUGUUGGAAUCAUCGUGAUACUGAUCAUACACAACUAUUGGUUCCUUUACAUCCCCUAUUUCACAUGGCUUUAUUUUGACUGGCGAACCCCAGAACAAGGAGGCAGAAGGUUUGACUGGAUCAGAAAUUGGACUGUUUGGAGGUACUUUAAGGACUAUUUUCCAAUUCAUCUCAUCAAAACGCAGGGUCUGGAUCCAAGUCGCAACUAUAUAUUUGGGUUUCACCCUCACGGAAUUCUUGUGGUUGGAGCCUUUGGAAAUUUUUGUACAAAUUACUCGGAAUUCAAGGAGCUGUUCCCCGGCUUCACUGCGUAUCUUCACGUGCUCCCCUUUUGGUUCCGGUGUCCUCUCUUCCGAGAAUACCUAAUGACUUGUGGACCAGUGUCUGUUUCCAAGAAAAGUGUGUCCUAUGUGCUGAGCAGGCAGGGAGGUGGGAACAUUUCAGUCAUUGUCCUUGGGGGAGCAGAAGAGUCACUGGAUGCCCACCCUGGAAAAUUCACGCUGUUCAUCCGCCAACGGAAAGGAUUCAUUAAAAUUGCUUUAACCCACGGUGCCUAUUUGGUCCCUGUGUUUUCUUUUGGUGAAAAUGAACUGUUUAAACAAAUUAACAACCCUGAAGGCUCGUGGCUUCGAACUGUUCAAGAGAAACUGCAGAAGAUCACGGGGUUUACUUUGCCACUAUUUCAUGCCAGAGGAAUUUUUCAGUACAAUUUUGGCCUAAUGCCUUAUAGGAAACCUAUCAACACUGUUGUUGGCCGCCCAAUCCCCGUUCAUCAGACUCCGCACCCAACCCGGGAGCAGAUUGAGGAGUUGCAUCAGACCUAUAUGGAGGAGCUAAGAAAAUUAUUUGAGGAGCACAAAGGAAAGUAUGGUAUCCCAGAGCAUGAAACUCUCACUUUUAGAUGAGUGUAAUUCUCGUAAGGUGUAAAGGAGGACAAGCAAGCAUCAUAUUGAUAAAAAUAUUUUAAAUAAGUUUUUUCUUUUGACUCUGGAAUCAAAUUUGCAUCUGAGAAAUAUUAUUUAUGGUAGCAGGUGUUGAUGUUUUCUCUAUGAUAAAUAAAAAUAUGGUAGAUGAUUAUAGGAUAACUGUAGGACUUUAAAUAAUAUUCUUUCUUUAGGAAGUCUAAAUCAUUUUAUAGGUUAUGAAGAGGUUUAGAUUUACUCAUAGACUACAAAAAUUGACAGCUUCAAAAAAUAACUAGACCCUUUUACUAAACAUAGCAAUAAUUGAAGAUAGUGUUUUCACCAAGUAUGACAGCUGUUGUUCAACACAGCUGGAACAUGUGUGAGACAGGGUGUAAAAUAAUUUGCCACAUAGCAUUGGAGCGAGAGGAGUUUUUUGGUUUGUUUGAACAGACCAGUUGCUGGUGAAUCAUGUUACUUUUCUUACUUAAAUAAUUUGAUCCUUUCAGUCAUGGCAACCAACACACUUUUGUACAAUAGUGCAGAAUGUUUGUGUCAUUUUGGAAACAGAAUGAGUCUGCCACAUGGGAAACCAUGUGGGCAAAGGACUGUUCCUUGACUUCUUUUCAUGUUUAGAGAUGUGUGCAUUUGCUAUAGCAAGGAAGUCUGUUUGGAAGACAUAGUUUUACAUGUGUUUUAGACAAUGGAAAUUCCAAAAGGUUUUCAUAGCAGUAGAAAAAGUUUCCAUUUUCUUCUCAAAUGGCCUCUUCAUUGUAAGACAGACUCUGAAGCAAAGCGUUCUCUCUAGGGAAAAGUGUCCAAUUCACAGUUGACCUGGGUGUAAGUUUCCUCUGAACCUGAAUGAGCAGGAACCUUGUCCUUGCUACUACUGUUGUCGCCGUAGUGCCGGGGUUAGUGCUGGGGUUCAUGGCACUCAGGAAACAGUACAUAAGUACUUCUUUAAUGAACAUAGUUGGGAACUGAAUGUGCAAAAUGUUGUCAUACGUGAAGAAUUUUUAAAGAUAUGUUCUACAGUGAAAUCUGUUAUAAUCAAGGUCCACCUUAAGAAAGAGAUGGUUUGCUCUGUCUGGUUGUCCUGCAGUGGUGUCAGCAGUGCUACAGACUGGCUCCUAGGAAGCAAGGCAGAGACCACUGAGUGCUAAGGGACCAGUCAGGCAGUAAGCACGCCUGGUCUCCAAAGAUCUCCACGGCCAGGUGCUUGUUGCUAUGCCUCCUCCACUCUAGGUCUUUGUGGGCAAUGUCACAACUUGUUGGCAGUAUGUCCAGUUUUUAAACAUCAAGCCUUGGGCAAAACAAAGUCAUGCCUUGCUUAAGACAAUGUCUUACACAAAAGAAAGCCAGCCUUCUCUACGGUUCUAUAUGAAGAUUUCUGGCCUGAAUUCCUUUGAGUUCAUACUAGUUGAGCAAUCCAGGAACCCAUUGGCCCUGUGACCUUGAAAUAAGUUCAAUUUUUAUUUGUCAAAAUGAGACCCUAGGUUAUUAUAAAACCCACAAAUUUCAUUCCUUUGGAGAAGUUUAUGCUUGAACUUUCAUGACUUCACAGAGGCAUGAGUUUUAAUCUCAUCAUUAGUAAUGACGACCCAACAUCAGCUGAAUUAGCUAGCAAACAGUUAAAGUCAUGUUUAGUAAAGGAAGAGAACUAAAAAAUGAGAAAAAAUUCAAUCAUGAGUUUAUCUAGAUUCUACCAUUAAAAAAAAAAACUUUAAUUUUGGCAAAAAUAAAAUGUUAUUUUUCAGUACAGUUUAUGGGGGAGCGGAAAUUAUCUCUUCACUUCUUAGAGUCUCCAAAGGUCUUAAUCUAGCUUUGCCAAAAAUCUUUUCAUAGACUCAUGAAUUGUAAUUUCCAUAGAGUUCUACAGAUUCCAAAUGAAUUUUUUGAUAUGAAGUUUUGCUACCACACAAAUGUGGGUCAUAUAAUAUACUCAGUAGAGGGACUUGACAGAUUUCCCCUGUUAUAAUAAAAAUUUCCAUCUACUAUGUAAUGACAUAUAAAUUUUAAGUCAUAAAUCAAAACACUAAUAAUGACAAACUAACUCUACAGCCAUGUAGGAGAAACUGGGCCUAUUGCCUUGUGAAAAUGUGCAUGUGUGCUGCGUGGUUUAAACAUUGCUUUCUCAUUUCCCUCGCACACCAGGUAUAGGCAAAGUCAUUUUCUUUGUCUUGCAGAUAGAAGUUUAUGAAAUUUUUGAUAACCAGAUAAAUCUGUUAUACUCAAGUGAAGGCUGUGGCUUCAAUGUGUACAAAGGCUGUCUGGCUUGGCCUCUUUACCAAGGGAAACCACGGCAAGCGGUUCUAGGGGAUUUAGUGCAAACCCUUUGCCACUGCUGUGAAAACAGUGCAAGUGUGUAUACUGCAGGGAUGAUGGGUUAGAAGUGAAAUCCCUGCUUUUAGGGAAGACGCAUCACCGUCAUGAGAAGCAUGGAGGCGAAAUCUAUCCGCACCUUUGUGAUUUUACAUCUAUUCCAAACUACCUCACUGGUGCAGAUGGCCAAAGUUUGUGGUGAAUAUGAAUCGGUGCUAAUAUUAGUCCUGUGUUUCCCUCUGACAAGAAACACUUGAUGGAAUUUGUUGACUUGUUUCUCCUCUCCCCCCAGUAGCCCAAGAUAUUUGUAUUUUUUAACCAAAGUGAUGCCACUUUGUGGGAAUGGAGGAUUUACUACAAAUAGAAUUUGUAUAUGUUUCUUAAGGGAGAAAAACAGGGCAACUUCUAAACUAACCAACCAAUUUCUCUAGUUUCUCUAGGAUGGCAAACACAGAAGCAAUUCUUUCUAUAGAGGGACUUCUUUAGUACUUUAUAUUUUGAUCAUUGUAGUUAAUCCUUCCCAAGCACCUGCAGCUUGGUGCCUUGAUAUCUUAUAUGAAAAGGAGAACAUUUAUCUCAGCCUAGAGUUAACCUAUGCGAUGAUGAGUUCUUUAACAGAAGAACCUGUGUCUUAUUUGCAUUUGGGUACUCACCCAAGCAGACCAGUUCCUAAUGAAUGGUUGAGGAACCAAACUGGAAGUUGGUUGGAUCGUUUCUAAGUUUUAGAGCCAAGAGGGAUUUCAUAGCCUGUGUAGUUAUUCCUUUUGCACAUGAAGUGCUUGGACCCUAGUUUAAUGAAAAUUAAAAAUGACUGUGUGUUCAUAUUCAUUUGCCUUGAUUAAACAGAAAGUACUAAUAUUCUGGGAUGUUGAUUAAUAAACCCAAUACUCUUCCUAUAAAGCAGAAGUUUUAAAAAAGUAGAGCGUGAUUGAAGCAAUACACUUAAGGCAAGCGAUUAAAAACUCCGAAGCAAGCUCUGUCUUUUGGUUAUUGAGAAAAUUUUUCUUGUUUGAAGCCAGAAUACCACAUUGUUGAUUUUUUUUUCCUUUUGCAAGAGCUAUUUUGGUUAUGUGUCCUGGGAAAAGUCCAAGUUUUCAACAAGAUUCACUACUAGAGCCAUAUGUAUUGGAGCAGUGGAUAAGGCCCAGUGCCUUUUUCCCAGGAUGACCAACUGAACUGAAAAAGAAUCUUCCCUUUAAACGGACAGUGAUCAUUAGCGCAAGCCAAAGCAAUCCCAUUGGUCACACAGAGGCAGGUAGAGCUUCUGUCACCUUAAUGGCAUCUGAGCCCUGAGUCCAUUCUGACUCCAGCCUUGUCCAUCUAGAUUGCCUUUUUUUUUUUUUUUUUCUUUUUCUUUUACACAGCUCUUAGAUUCAGACUAAGAAUUAUCUUGGGCUAUUUUGAGAACAGAGAUAAAUCUGAAGUUCCCUGUAUUCCCAGGGUCUGUGUAACUCUCCCAUAGAUCAUUUCCAGGUCAGCUUGUAGCCUUAGAGCUUUCUAGUUGGAUUCUAAGCCCUGUAGGAUGGGCAUGCAGUGAUGCUGGGACAGUCGGAGAGCCUAACUUCCCCACUCUCUCCUCUCCUCUUUAUUUCAGACAGUCCUUUAACCCCUGGUCUUCCAAUAACUGAGUGGAGGGUCCUGGCUCACUUCUUCCUACAUAAGUAGAGUAGGAGUAAAUGGUCUCCAUGGUGCUGUCUAGCUCUGUCUUUGCCUGGCCUGUUAUCUAUCAUGAUAAUAACAAUUAUUUGGAGAUGAUCUAUCUGAUUACUUUGCCUUGGCAUUGCUAUCCUCGCUUGCUUCUAUUCCUCCAGGAAAUUCAAUGAGCUGAAAUGACCAUUUCACUUUCUUGGUAUGCAAAAAACACCAAUUGCUACUGCAGUGUCUCCAGGAUCACAAUGACCUUUAGUUGUAUGUUUCUAAGAAAUAAAUUCUCUAAAUAGGAGAAAUUUAACUUAAGAGUCCUCUUCCUUUAUAUCAUUCAAAAAUGUGGAAUUAUAGUUUAUUAUUAAAACAUAGGAGGCCAUGACACUUCUAUAUUUUCUAUAUUGUAUGUUUUGUUGUGUGUGUGUGUUUAAACUGUCAUUUUUAAGAGUUUUGCCCAAUAAAUGUGUUUUUCUGCCUGAGUGA